AACCACAGCCCUGGCUUUCCCUGUCAUCACACACAACCUACUCUCUCUCGCCCUCUCUCUCUUCCGCCUCUCUCCCUCUCUCCUCCUCCACUUUCUCUCUCUAAAAACUUGAAGCACUAGCAUACAAGAUUGAUAGAUAGAUAUAUAUAUUUAUAUAUAGGUUGUUUUGUAUGUAUAGCCGCCUGGUGGGCUUGAAACUUUGAAGGCUUGAGCUCUGCGUGUUGAUCAGGAAUAAUGGCGACAGCGCCAGUGAAGUCGCCGCUGCACAACUUCCCAUUCACAUUCUUGAAAUGGGGGACUAAGAACGCCACUGCCAACAACCACAACCGCAACCGCCGACCCGCCUCCUCCGAACCGGCCUCCGACCCAGACUCCGAACCAGACCGCUAUAACCACGUCGGGUCCUCCCGCGCCGAUCGCUGCCGAUUAUCGUUGAUCCCGUGCUCGGAAAACGAGCGUCGCAGGAGCGAGGAGCGGGAGAGCGAUCAAGAAGAGGAGGAAGCUGAGGUGCUACUUCAGAAGCCAUGGAAUUUGAGGCCCAGAAGAGCUCUGGCGACGGCGUCGUUUCAAAAGGCGAGUGGCCCUAACGCUGCGGCUGCUGCAAACCGGGAAGCGCAGGAACCGGAGGGGCCAAACCGGAGUCAGAGCGAAAUGAUGCAGCAGCAGCAGCCGAAGUCGAUGAGGUUGAGGGGUCUGGCGGAGGGGCAGAGUGUGGAGAAGAAGAAGAAGGAGAAGAGCAAGUUCUGGAUCGCUUUGUCGAAGGAGGAGAUUGAAGAGGACGUGUUCGUGAUGACCGGGUCGAGGCCCCCCAGAAGGCCCAAGAAGCGGCCCAAGAAUGUUCAGAAACAACUCGAUAGUAUUUUUCCUGGGUUGUGGCUGCUUGGUGUCACUGCAGAUGCUUAUAAGUCUGCAGAUUCUCCAUGUAAGAGGUAGAUUUGUAUGGUGACUUGAAGAUUGUGAUUUUCUCGAAACUGCGUAAAUGGAAGUUGCUGCUGCACCUGUGGAGUGGAAGCCUCAAUUUUUUGAGGUAUAAUGUACUCAAUUUUAACAGAAGAAGAAUUGGAAUUUACCCUAUACAAGGCAGAACAAAAAUAUAUAAGAAGGAAAAAAAGAGAAAGGAUAUCUAAUUUCCCUUUCUUUAUGUUUAGUUUAGUUUAGUCUUUUUCGGCUUUAUUGUAUUGCUCAUUAGGGGGCAGGAUGCAGGGUAAAUCUAGUUGCUUUACAUGGAAGUAGGUCUAAUAUGUAUAUGGAGUUUAUAUUAUAUGUGCAUGAUAUAGCGUCAAUUUCAGAACUUUCUCUUGUUAAUGGUAUUCAGCGAUUAGGCUUGUGGGAGAUUUGUUGUGCUUUCGUUUAUUUUUUGAAUGAUUCUGAUAGUUUUAUUAUUUGUAACAUGUAACUGGCUUCCCUACAUCGUUGGGGAGCAGAGUUUUGCAUUGUUCUGCAAACCCUAUUUCAAUACAGAGUUUAGUGACUUUAGUGACUGC
Molecule: messenger RNA, 1484 nt
Organism: Malus domestica (apple)
Lineage: Eukaryota; Viridiplantae; Streptophyta; Magnoliopsida; Rosales; Rosaceae
Source: RefSeq, a predicted model, not a curated record